This is a messenger RNA of Rhea pennata, 3207 nucleotides long. RefSeq names its product double PHD fingers 3 (gene DPF3). NCBI's taxonomy places the organism in Eukaryota, Metazoa, Chordata, Aves, Rheiformes, Rheidae. Gene Ontology annotation, molecular function: histone H3K4 methyltransferase activity; histone binding; transcription coactivator activity. The coding region runs from base 79 to 1113 and encodes 344 amino acids. The transcript is spliced from 12 exons. The record is from RefSeq and is a predicted model, not a curated record. Gene Ontology annotation, biological process: positive regulation of transcription by RNA polymerase II. Gene Ontology annotation, cellular component: MLL3/4 complex; nucleus.
GGCGACUGUCAUUCACAACCCCCUGAAAGCAAUGCUUACAGCCAAGGUUGUACAGGACUUCUUCAUCUUGCCCUAAGAAUGUCAAGGGAUUCUUCAUUCAAAGGAAUGAGAAGACUCGGGGACCAGUUCUACAAAGAAGCAAUUGAGCACUGUCGCAGCUACAACUCUCGGCUGUGUGCUGAACGAAGUGUCCGCCUUCCCUUCCUAGAUUCACAAACUGGGGUAGCUCAGAACAACUGCUACAUCUGGAUGGAGAAGAGGCACAGGGGACCAGGACUGGCCCCAGGUCAACUUUACACAUACCCGGCACGUUGCUGGCGCAAAAAGAGGCGUUUGCAUCCCCCCGAGGAUUCCAGGCUGAAACUACUGGAAAUUAAACCUGAAGUUGAUCUGCCUCUGAAAAAAGAUGGCUUCACAUCAGAAGGUACAACUCUGGAAGCCUUGCUGCGUGGAGAGGGAAUAGAGAAGAAAACAGACACUAAAGAAGAAGACACUAUACAGGAAAUCCAGAGGGUUUUAGAAAAUGAUGAAAAUGCAGAUGAAGUGAAUGAGGAAGAGGAUUUGGAAGAAGAUAUUCCAAAACGAAAGAACAGGCCUAGAGGACGGCCAAAGACCCCCACCUGGAAAAAAAUUUUCCAGAAAAAUGCUCGGGGAUCUGGAGGUGGCAGGAGACGAAAUGAUGCUGCCUCCCAGGAUGAUCAUGACAAACCCUAUGUUUGUGACAAUAGUUACAAACAAAAGCAUAACUCAAAAAUCUCCGAUAAAGUCUGCGGCAAGCGUUACAAGAACAGGCCUGGACUGAGCUACCAUUACGCUCACACUCACCUCGCCAGCGAAGAGGGAGAUGAAGCCCGAGAGCAGGAGACCCGCUCCUCCCCUGUUCACAGAAAUGAAAACCACAAACCCCAGAAAGGACCAGACGGGGUCAUCAUUCCUAAUAACUACUGUGACUUCUGCCUCGGAGGCUCCAGUAUGAACAAAAAAAGUGGCCGGCCUGAGGAACUUGUAUCAUGCUCAGACUGUGGGCGCUCUGUCAGCCCUGCCCUCAUGGACUCCUACAUCCUUCAAGCAAGACAUUUCAGAAGAAGGCUGCAAGAAGCCAGGAUGCUCUGAUACUUCUCUUCUCCUUGCCCUGACCCUGCUGGAUCUGUGUUUCAUCCGGUACGGGAGCCUGGACUGUGGGAAGCCGGCAGCCAACUGUUCAGAGAAGAUCUGGGGAUGCCCUAAGCUGGUGCAAUACAAAGAAUUUUUUUUUUAGUCUUGAUUUCACUUUCUUCUAAGUGUGUGUAUAAACCUAGGUCAAACUGGAAUUGAUCUACAGUAGAAAUGACUGAAAAAAACAAACUGAAAAAAAGACGUAACUAUUUUAUUUAUUUCAAUAUUUAAGAGAGAAAAGAAGUGCUGAAGUUGCACAGUAUUUUUGUUUGAAAUACAUUUUACUUCAAAUUUUAAAUGCAAUUUUGUGAAGACAUGAGAUUUUAAAAAGCACUUAAUGUAAAAUAAAGACUGAAUAUUUACUUUAAGGAAAAAACCCAUUUUUUAAAAUAUGAAAAUAAAGAUCAACUCUGCUCUCUCUCUUACUUUAAAGAAGCCAUUCAUACAUGUGCUGAGUAUCUUUGUUUUUUGCAAAUUGGAUGUGGUAAGUGAAGAUUGUUCUGGUUUACUUUCUCCCUAAUAAUAUUUUCCUGUUAGAUGCUUAAAACUUAGUUUACUGGCACAAAUCUGAACAAAACUGUUGGAAAAGCAAAGACCAGGCUCAGUGGCAAGUUUUUUUUUUUUGUUGCCAGGUUUUCUGUCCAGGUCAAAGGACUGUCUUCUCCCAGUAGGAUUGAUGUGUCUCUUCUGCAUAGUAAAACAGUUUUCACUUUAGUGACUAGGAAAUACUUCUGCUGGAAGAGAGCUUUGAAAAAGGAAAAACAACUCUGUUAAUUUUGCUCUUAUUUUUUACUUUGGUAGUUCCACAGCUGAUUCCGAGUAGGUUGUAAAGGUGUCUAAAUGUUUGAGUGCUCUGGGCAUGGAACGUCCUGUUGGAGUCGAGGAUGAUUCCAUGUGUAGAAGCUGGGUAUAUUUAGGCCCUCUCUUAAGAACUAGUGGAUUUUCGAAAGGAUAUAGAUGCACCUGCAUGUCAACAGUAAGCAACAAGGGCAACUUGGGAGGAGAAGAGAGUGAGUUUUCUUAGCUACCAUCCUAAAUUGUCCUGUAGGGCAGCAGAGAAAGAAGUUCUCGGUCCUUAUUCUAAGCUGGUAGUUGUCAUCUCAGGUAAAAAGGUGUUCUGCUUCAUCCAAGCACUGGAGAACUUUGUUGGCUGCCAGAUCUGUUCACAGCAGAUAGUGCAGGGCUGUUUGCUGUUGCGUGAUGCGGUCUGGUAAGGAUGUGGGAUAGCGUUGUGUCCGAUAAGAAGGGUAUUGGACUUGCCUCUGAGAGGAGCCCCUCCCUGUAACAGCUACGCCGGAUGUACCUAUUGGGAUAGACCCAAGGUAUAGCUAGAAAAAGUGUCUUUGUUAAUGUGGCUUAUGUAGAUUUGUCUGAGUAAAAAAUGCUAUGAUGUCUACCAAAAAAAAAAAAAAUAAAAAUGCAUAGGUGAAGCUGCCAGAGAGCCUGAUCCUGCAUUUUGUUUCUCGCAUGCCUAAAACUAGAACUCGCCUCUCUGAGUGAGGUCCAUAUGUCAGGAGCAAAGGAUCUUGUCCUCUUCUCCCUUCUCCAUCUCCUGCUCCUUCCCAGGGUAGCACAUAUGGCCAAAAAUAGCAGUGAAAAAUCUCUGGUAGGCAGUCCUGCUCUCACUAAAUUAAAUGGCAAAAUUUGUCAUAAUCAGGCCCUUUAGCAGGAUGCUUUUGUUUUGUUUAUUUGUUGAUUGCUAAACUUGCAGUUGGUGAACUGCUGCUAGCAAAAAAAAAAAGGAGAAAUAAAAUUUAAUUUCAUCAAACUAUAACAAGACGCACAACUGUAAUGAAGCUUUGCAAACUGCAGGGUCUGUAUUCAAUUGUAUAAUAUUCCUGUUAAAUAAAAGCUUGGUUCCAAUGCCCCUACCGUAUAUUUCUCUGUAAAUACUACUUUAUCAAACCAAUUCCACAAGGUCUUUUUUACUGCAAAUAAUCUUCUUUUAAAAAGACAUUGUUGGAUAACAUGCUUGUACGUAUACUUUUCUAAGCUCUCCAUUGUUUAUAAUACUCUCUUUGAAGCCUAAAAUAAAACUUCCUCCUCUAUCGA